AUGAUAAAACGUAGUUUGGCGGAACUGAGUGAUGGUGAUGAUUCUAGUGAUGAAGAAAGACUCCAAAGACCAUUGAAGAAAUCAGGGAAAUUAAGUCAUGCAAAGAGCACUGCAAGUGAGAGAGAUCAAGCGAGUGUCGAGGACACUCAUGAAGAACCUUGGGAAGAAAACUAUUUGACUAUGGAAAUAGAAGGCCUGCAUGGUGAUAAAAUAGGGCCUCUGCUGCGAGCAUCUGACAUCCCAUUGGCAAAAAGACUGCCGAAAGCGUUGAAGAUGAUGAAAAGUAUGGGCUAUAACAUUGACGAAACAGCAGAGUCUGGCUCUAAGCGUACCGUAGGUAUGGUACCUGUAGAACGUAAACUAGAUAGAAUUGGUAUCCGAACUAAACCAGCGUUAUCUGAGACUGAGGACGUCGCUAAUGUGGAUGAUUUUAGGGAACGGAUUAAUAACGAGAAAAAUACUGAAAGGAAACUCCAUUUAUUAAAACACAUGCAAAAACUUGCUUUCACAUUGACUGGUGACGUUGAUAACUUCUACUCUUCCAGUGAUCCAAGAGAUUUCAACGUAUUAUGGCGAAGCUAUGUGAUAGAAUUACUGCAGAACUUAACGCAUAAAAGUCUAGGAAAUGAAUCAGAAGAUGAUGGACAUAACCAUGACCACCCUGAACAAUCAUCAAACGAUGUGAUUCCAGUUGAUGGUGAGUUGGAAAUGCUUCAACAACUUACCAUAGAUGAGAAGAUCAAGAAAUUAAACACAUUUCUAAGAACGGAACUAAGGUAUUGUUUCUACUGUGGUAACAAGUACAAAGACGAUGCUGACCUUUUUGCGCAUUGUCCUGGCUUCACGGAAGAAGACCAUCAAUGA
Molecule: messenger RNA, 864 nt
Organism: Kluyveromyces lactis
Lineage: Eukaryota; Fungi; Ascomycota; Saccharomycetes; Saccharomycetales; Saccharomycetaceae
Gene: CMG1
Product: Cmg1p
Exons: 1
Coding region: 1-864 (287 amino acids)
Cellular component (GO): kinetochore
Source: RefSeq, a predicted model, not a curated record